Messenger RNA from Argentina anserina (silverweed cinquefoil), 2690 nucleotides. RefSeq lists its product as uncharacterized. The record is from RefSeq and is a predicted model, not a curated record. Gene Ontology annotation, biological process: RNA processing. Gene Ontology annotation, molecular function: protein binding; RNA binding. Bases 34 to 2496 code for a protein of 820 amino acids. The transcript has 16 exons. NCBI's taxonomy places the organism in Eukaryota, Viridiplantae, Streptophyta, Magnoliopsida, Rosales, Rosaceae.
CUAGCUAUUUGCGAACCAGACUAGAGAAAAAAAAUGGAGGAAGAAACCCUGAACCCUAAACCAGAAACCCUGACCUCUCCACCCAACAGUCACCACGAUGGAGACCAACCCAUGCCGGAUGCCGCUCGCCACAAUCCUAACUCCUCCGCCUCUGAUUCCGAUUCCGAUUCCGACUCCAGCUCCAAUUCCGGCGAAGCCCUCCAAAACAUGGAGCUUCAAACACUCGAAGCCGAGCUUGCGGCCAACCCCUCCAACUACGACGCCAAUGUCCAAUACAUUAAGAUUCUGAGGAAAACUGCCGACAUUGAGAAGCUCCGGGAAGCGAGGGAGGCCAUGAGCAAGGUGUUCCCGUUGACUCCGUCAAUGUGGAAGGAUUGGGCCGAGGACGAAGCUGCUAUGAGCUCCGGACCCGAGGCUUUCGCUACAGUCCAGAAGAUUUAUGAGCAAGGAGUUUUUGAUUAUCUGUCGGUCUCUCUUUGGCGUGAGUACUUAAAAUUUGUUCAAGAGAAUGACCCCUCAGUCAAAGAAGCUUCACCUGCUGGUAUUUCAAAGGCAAGAGAUUUUUUUGAGCGUGCUCUUACUGCAGCCGGUUUGCAUGUAUCUGAAGGCAAUAAGAUAUGGGAAGCUUACAGGGAGUAUGAGCAAGCUAUACUGCAUACUAUCGAUGGGAAUGAUGCUCAGGCUAGGGAGAAGCAAAUUCAGCGCAUUCGUGUUAUAUACCAACGUCAGCUAUCAGUUCCCCAUGUUGAUAUGAGAUCAACACUAUUGGCAUACAAGGCAUGGGAGAUGGAACAAGGAACCGUUGUUGACACUGGGAGCAGUGAUCAGGAUGGAAUUUCAACUCAUGUUGCCUCUGCAUUCCAAAAGACAUUGGACAUUUACAAUGCUCGUGUUCAUUUUGAAGAACUAAUCAGUCAGCAUGACAUGCCCGACCGAGAAAGACUAAAACAAUUCACGAAUUACUUGAAAUUUGAACAAUCUUCUGGAGAUCCUGCUCGUGUCCAAGUCCUGUAUGAACGCGCUAUAACCGAGUUUCCUAUAGAGGGUCAGCUGUGGCUUGAUUACACUCGCUAUUUGGACAAAACAUUGAAGGUUGGCAAAAUUAUAAGCAAUGUUUAUUCCAGGGCCAUUAGGAAUUGCCCUUGGGUUGGAGAACUUUGGGUCAGAUAUUUACUUUCCUUGGAACGUGGCCAUGCUUCUGAGAAAGAGAUAGCAGAUGUGUUUUCCAGGUCCCAGCAAUGUUCCUUUUCAACCCUUGAUGAGUACGUGGAUUUGUUUCUCACCCGCAUAGAUGGCUUAAGACGAAGACUCUCUUGUCCUGUUGAGGGAGAGCACACCUUGGAUUAUUCACUGCUAAGGGAUACAUUUCAGUUUGCAUCAGAUUACCUAUCACCACAGAUGAAGAAUACAGAUGGCCUGUUACAUUUGUAUGCUUAUUGGGCCCGCCUAGAGCUACAUCUGGGAAAAGAUUUAGUUGCUGCUAGGGGGGUUUGGGAAAGUUUACUGAAGAUCAGUGGUACGAUGAUGGAAUCCUGGCAAGGUUAUAUAGCAAUGGAGAUUGAAUCAGGCCAUGUGCAUGAAGCUCGGUCCUUAUAUAGGAGAUGCUACAGUAAGAAAUUUGCCGGCACUGGUUCAGAGGACAUCUGCUACUUGUGGUUGCGCUAUGAGAGGGAGUUUGGUUCAUUGGAUGAUUUCGACCAUGCAGAACGAAAGGUUGCUGCCCGUCUACAAGAGCUUCAACUAUUAAGGUCCAAGCAAGAAUCCAAAUUGACUGAAGUGAGGGAGAAUUCUUCCGAAAAGAAUGUGCGUGACAAGAGAAAGCAACCGUCAGAUGUAAGAUAUGAACAGCCUCCAGCAAAAAGGCAAAAAGAUGCGGGUCAAAAGACAAAGGAGUUGGAGGUGCAAAACUUAGUUGAACAAAAUGUAGGGAAAGAGAUGAAAGCCAAGGGUGUAAGCGAUGUACAAAAUGAGUCGAAAGAGUCUGUUCAAGAGAAAACAAAAGUAUAUGCUGACCAAUGCACUGCUUUUGUAUCAAACCUCAAUGUCCAGGCAAGUAAUGAAGAUCUUCGUAAAUUCUUUAGUGAUGUUGGAGGAGUUGUUGCUAUUCGAAUACUGAAGGACAAGUUCACUGGAAAGUCAAGGGGACUAGCAUACGUGGACUUCUCAGAUGAUGCACACCUUGCCGCAGCGGUGGCAAAAAAUAAGCAGACACUCCUAGGGAAGAAGCUGAGCAUUGCAAGAUCAGAUCCAAAGCGUGGCAAGAAAGAACAUGGGCAUACUGAUAAAAUCGGUGGAGCCAGUGGAUCUCGUGAGAUCUCCAGUGAACCUAGAGCACACCAAGGAAGCGAUAGUGUGAUUAAGGGGAAGAACACUUUUGCAGUUCCAAGGAAUGUUGCCGCACUUGGUUGGAGCACGAAUAAGCCAAAAACUGAGGUUCCAGAUGAUGAAAAGCCAAAAUCUAAUGAUGAGUUCAGAAACAUGUUCCUGAAAGGUUAGAGAGUAGAGAUAUGUUGUUGAGUUUAGGAGAUGCCUGUAAUCUGCGUUAGGGACAUGUAUGAAACCAACUUUUGCCACGCAUAGGGAUAGCUUCCAGUUCUGGAUGUAUGGAAAAAUGAAAAGGAUCUGUAUCAGCUACAGGAUGUAUAUGACAAUACAUUUGAUCUUUUUGACUUGGUUGAUUUUUGGUGGCC